AGCGUCCUGCUCACUUGAGGCGGGCGGCCCAGGUGCUCCAGGCGACACCGUCCGUGAGCGCCGGGGCGUAGGGGCCGGCCCGGCCCGGCCUGCAUUUCUGCGGGAUCGCGGGCCUGGACAGGAAGAGGGAGAUGUCUGUCGAGGGGGCACCUCGCCUCAGUUUCCCUACCCUUGCAAAGGCGCUCAGUGGAGGGAUGGUAGGGAAAUUGGAGUCGCCCCACCGCACUGGGGAAAACCGCAAGGCCGGGACUAGAAUUGAGGCACGCUGGUCCCUGGCUUGGUGCGGAGGGGUGGUGUGUGGGGCAUCAGCCUCCACCCCGGGGGUGCCGGGAGGAAGGGGGAAGCCUGCGAGGGGUUGAUCUGGCUUUCAGGCUGCUUGGGGGUGUGUGUCUUGUGUGGGUCCAGGUGGGCUGGUGGAUGGAGGCCAGGGGAGGGGACACCAUCUGGUAAGUGGGAUCUGGGCUCCAGCCAGGCCAUCCGGCGGGGUCAUUGCUCUGCCUCCUACACCUUCCCCUGCUGCUGUGUGCCUGCCCACGGUGCCUCACCUGGAGGCUGAGCUGCAUGGCUGAACUCCAGCCUCGGGCUGCUCCUCUGAAAGCCAUGCCUGGAGGGAGCAGCACCAUGGCUCAGGCCUGUCCUGGGGACCUAGGCCAGGAUUCGACUCCACCAGCUCGCAGGGUCGGUCCACCAGCAUCAGCCCCCCGAGGGGACCUGAUGUUCCUGCUGGACAGCUCGGCCAGCGUGUCUCACUACGAGUUCUCCCGGGUUCGGGAGUUUGUGGGGCAGCUGGUGGCUCCACUGCCCCUGGGCACCGGGGCCCUGCGUGCCAGCCUGGUGCACGUGGGCACUCGGCCGUACACUGAGUUCCCCUUCGGCCAACACAGCUCAGGCGAGGCUGCCCAGGAUGCUGUUCGCGCUUCAGUACAGCGCAUGGGUGACACUCACACUGGCCUGGCGCUGGCAUAUGCCAAGGAACAGCUCUUUGCUGAAGCAGCAGGUGCCCGGCCAGGGGUGCCCAAGGUGCUGGUGUGGGUGACAGAUGGCGGUUCCAGCGACCCCGUGGGACCCCCCAUGCAGGAGCUAAAGGACCUGGGCGUCACCGUGUUCAUCGUCAGCACCGGCCGAGGCAACUUUCUGGAGCUGUCAGCUGCUGCCUCAGCCCCUGCCGAGAAGCACCUGCACUUUGUGGACGUGGAUGACCUGCACAUCAUUGUCCAAGAGCUGAGGGGCUCCAUCCUCGACGCGAUGCGGCCGCAGCAGCUCCGUGCCACGGAGAUCACGUCCAGCGGCUUCCGCCUGGCCUGGCCGCCCCUGCUGACCGCAGACUCAGGCUACUACGUGCUGGAGCUGGUGCCCAGUGCCCAGCCUGGGGCUGCGAGACGCCAGCAGCUGCCGGGGAACGCCACGGACUGGACCUGGGCCGGCCUCGACCCAGACACGGACUACGACGUGGCGCUGGUGCCUGAGUCCAACGUGCGCCUCCUGAGGCCCCAGCAACUGCGGGUGCGCACGCGGCCGGGUGAGGCAGGGCCGGGGGCUGGACCGGCCCCCACCCAGCUCGCCGCCCUCCCCGCCCUGGAGGAGGCCGGGCCGGAGCGCAUCGUCAUCUCCCACGCCCGACCGCGCAGCCUCCGCGUGAGCUGGGCCCCAGCGCUAGGCGCAGCCGCCGCGCUCGGCUACCACGUGCAGUUCGGGCCGCUGGGGGGCGGGGCGGCGCAGCGCGUGGAGGUGCCCGCGGGCCGCAACUGCACCACGCUGCAGGGCCUGGCGCCAGGCACCGCCUACCUGGUGACCGUGACCGCCGCCUUCCGCUCGGGCCGCGAGAGCGCGCUAUCCGCCAAGGCCUGCACGGCCGACGGCCCGCGCCCGCGACCACGCCCCGUGCCCCGUGCUUCGACCCCGGGGACCGCGAGCCGCGAGCCGUGAGCCGUAAGCCGGCAUCCCCGCCCUGCCGAGAAGCCCGGCGCCGACCCGAGGGCCCCUGUGUCCCGAACCCGGUGCGGAGGCGCCCAGCUCGGGAGAAGGGUGCAGGCCCGGCCUUUCCCCACGCGGACUCCGCACGACCCCGGCCCACUCCCUGUGGCCACAGGGCUUCCCCGCCUGGCACCUGCCCUCCAGGGCUGGGGCCUCGCCUGGUGGGACCGCGCAGCAGCUCCGGCCCCAUCCCCGCCCCGAGUCAGGCGUGGUAUCGGCUCGUGGGUGGUGUUGAGAGCAUCAGACCCAGGACUGUCCAGGGAGGAGCCCCGGUCAGACUCCCACGUGUGAAGACUCGGCCCCAGGUGGCAAGGGCUGGCCUGAGGUGGGCAGCUUGGGCCCUGGACGCUGAUAGGAAGUGGAAGGGGAAUCGCGGGAGAAGCUGGCCCAGGUCAGGUCCCCAAAGGCUUCUGAAGAAAAGGAAGGGCAGGUAGGCGCACCCGGACGCUGGUGGUGUGGCGGGGAUGCUCAGCCAGCCGGGAGGGCAGCGCCUGCUGAGGACGGUGGCCCUGCCUUCAUGCCCAGGACACCAGCUGGGUCCAGCUAGCAGCCACUGGGAAUCAGAGGAAUGGGGCAGAGCCGGGCAUUCAGGACCUUGAGGACAGGUGACCCCACCCACCCACCUCCACGGUCAGGCCCCGGGACCGCACUGACAGGAAGCCUUGUGUGGGAGUACUUCCCAGGGGCUGCAGGGACAAUGCUCUCCAGGGAGGCCCCAGCGACCACACCAUCUUUUGGCUGUGAGAGGUCUCACCCCUGGGCCACAUGCUGUCACUACUCACUACCCUGGGGCCCGCGGGCGAGUUGCCUAGGGUGGGGGUGCCUAGCCAGGCACACUCCCUGCCCGGCCUAGUCCUUGGCUCCCAGGACUGUGGUGUCACGCAAUGCUCACCUCCCCUCUUCCCCACUAACGUCCCAGACUUUAAAAUUCAGUAAAUCAGAUGUACACCGAA
This is a messenger RNA of Macaca mulatta (Rhesus monkey), 2927 nucleotides long. The record is from RefSeq and is a predicted model, not a curated record. NCBI's taxonomy places the organism in Eukaryota, Metazoa, Chordata, Mammalia, Primates, Cercopithecidae.